AUGUACACUACAAAUGAAAAAUUAAAACUUCAAUCGUUAACUCUCUGUAAAAGAAUUAAAGGCGAAACAUAUAUGGCUUCAAGUUCAGCUAAACCAAAUCAUUCCAUUCCGAUCUCUUCCAUACCACCCAGGAUGGAUACAUACAUGAGAACUGCCUAUAAUAUUACAGGAGAUAACGAAAAGUAUGAACUUCUAAUGAAUGUUAUUCCUUCUUCAAUAUUAUUUGACAUUCAUGUGAAUUUUCAACUUGAUUCAAUAUACGUGGUAAUAUCCAAGCGUAUUCCUGAAGAAGAUCUGUGGUAUAAGGCUGCAUUCACUUAUCAGCGAGAGGCCUGGGAGCAGCCCUUUGCAGAAUUGUUGAAAAAAGUCAGAGAUGUGUAUAACAAAUCAGAGAAUAAUCGAGCCCUAUCGAAUUCCCAAUUUCGACAAGACAAGUAUUCUACUGCCACAAUUCGCUUUGUUAACAAAACAGACAGUCCUUUUUUGGAUGCUCAUAAUAUAUGUAUGGACAAAUCGUUCAUUUGGAAAGUAUAUCUUGAGUCAGGGUCAAUAGACAUUCACUAUCCAGACAAACAAAAAUCUGUCAACAAAGAGUUUCCUAGAAAAGGAAAUUGGAUCGAAGACGGUCACUAUUACGUUAUUCAGCCUUUUAAAACACGUCAUAUAGGUCAUUUCGCAGAAUCCAUAAAUCACCUUUUGCUCAAGCUCCGAUAUCCUUCUUUCUAUCCUCCUAUCACUGAUAUAUAUCUUCCCAUGUUUUCUGAAAAAGAAUUUGAAUGGUCAAAAAUAUAUCUGCAGUUGGUAUUGAGCUUAUUUCCACAGAAUCUCAGACCUUCUGUUCAUUUAGCGAACAAUCGCGUUCGAUUCCACAUGGAUGGAGCCUUGUUUGCUGGCUAUUUCCCUCAUGAUUUUGUGAGAGCAACUGCGUGGCGGUUCGCUAAUGUUAAAUCAAGACACAACGAACCACGUCAGAUCUCUUUACUGUUAGUGGAUCGCAAGAAAAAGCGAGGUUUUACAAGGCGUAAAGCGUGGGUUGGCAUUAUUCGUUCGCAUUUUAAAGAACUUGCAGUUUCUUAUACACUAAUGGAUGGAUUAUCGUUUAAGGACCAAUUGCAACUCUUCUAUGAAGCGGAUAUUGUGGUUUCUCCGCAUAGCGCCAGCUUUAUUAAUCUCAUUUUUUCGGUUCCUCAUACAGCGGUAGUUGAGUGUUAUCCACCUUACUUCUAUGAACCGUGGUACUCAAACACUGUGAUGAUUUCCCGUUUGCAUUACAUCAUGGUUUCCAGCUUUGAAGAAAAAAACAAGGCGAAGAGAGUUUGGAAGGGGGUAGAGAGGGCCUAUGAGAAUGGGAUGUUCUUUUUGAUUCGAAGACAUUAUUCUGAUAAUAAAGUGAAUCCUCCUCGAUUCAAAAUGCUUUCUGCGAUACGGGAUGCGAUGGAGUAUUCGAAGCGGUGGAGAUUUGUUUAUGAAGUGAAUGACAAGUGGUCUCCAAUAUUUAUUUAA
Blastocystis hominis is the source of this 1503-nucleotide messenger RNA. RefSeq lists its product as hypothetical. The transcript has 6 exons. NCBI's taxonomy places the organism in Eukaryota, Bigyra, Opalinata, Blastocystidae. Gene Ontology annotation, molecular function: glycosyltransferase activity. Bases 1 to 1503 code for a protein of 500 amino acids. The record is from RefSeq and is a predicted model, not a curated record.